CAUUUCUACUCUGCCAAUUUCUAUGUUGGCUCAACGCGCAUGCGUAUGGCGUUAUUUACUAUACGUUUUUGAUUAAAAAAAUAUACUAGUUGAGCCGUACAGUCCAUAUAACUGGUGGCGAGAAAUUCCAUGUUUUAGUAACCAGAGGAAGACAAAAGCAUUUCUGGUAGUGAUGGCGAGGCAUUUGUUUUCAAAGUCGCUCUUGGGGCUCAUCAUGGAAAAUUCGUGCUUAAUGCAGCGGAAGGCAUUCAGUCUGUCUGCUGUGGCAGCUGCCAUUCAGAAGAUGACCAGAGUGAGAGUUGUGGACAACAGCACACUUGGAAGUACAGGAUACCGUCGGCCGCCAAGAGUGAUCCAUGUCUACACCAAGAAUGGUAUCGGAAAAGUUGGAGAUAAAGUAUUGCUGGCCAUUAAAGGACAGAAGAAGGCAGCGCUUAUCGUCGGUCACAAAAUGCCCGGAAAACCAAUGACUCCACGCUUUGAUUCAAAUAAUGUCGUUCUGCUCGAAGAAAACGGGAACCCGACAGGAACAAGGAUCAAGGUCCCCUUACCCACACAUUUACGUAAAUUGGAAGGGGACUACUCAAAGGUGUUGGCAAUCGCAAAUUCUUUUGUUUGAAAGGACAGAUUUCUCCACUUAUCAGUCAUUUUAUGAAUUCCAUAACUGUAUGUAUGGUAACAGGCUGAAGUUUUGUUGACACUGCUCUCUGUGCUUACAAUAAAUAUGGCCUUUACCGUAAAUGCAUGUAGGUCAACUUAAUAUUAUGAUGAACACAAUGAACAAACUUGAAAAAGAGUGAUGUUAAUGGUAAUAUUUAUUGAAGGCACAACACACAUUCUCAACACAAAACACAACUGGCACAUUUUAAUAGCUAAUGACAGGUAUAAGGCAUUCAAUAUUAUGAUCCCUGUGAAUAUUAGCGACAGUGUUUCUCAAUGUGAGGCAUCUUUGCUAGCAGCUUCAACUAAAAAAUCAGUGCAAAAUGAAACCUUAAGGUCAAACUUCAUACAUUAGC
Entelurus aequoreus (snake pipefish) is the source of this 1016-nucleotide messenger RNA. It is a transcript of the gene mrpl14, whose product is annotated as mitochondrial ribosomal protein L14. Gene Ontology annotation, biological process: translation. Gene Ontology annotation, cellular component: mitochondrion; ribosome. Bases 173 to 619 code for a protein of 148 amino acids. The record is from RefSeq and is a predicted model, not a curated record. Lineage: Eukaryota; Metazoa; Chordata; Actinopteri; Syngnathiformes; Syngnathidae. Gene Ontology annotation, molecular function: structural constituent of ribosome. The transcript is spliced from 3 exons.